This is a messenger RNA of Homalodisca vitripennis (glassy-winged sharpshooter), 1533 nucleotides long. Its product is annotated as tRNA (uracil(54)-C(5))-methyltransferase homolog-B-like. Bases 54 to 1265 code for a protein of 403 amino acids. The record is from RefSeq and is a predicted model, not a curated record. NCBI's taxonomy places the organism in Eukaryota, Metazoa, Arthropoda, Insecta, Hemiptera, Cicadellidae. The transcript is spliced from 8 exons. Gene Ontology annotation, molecular function: RNA methyltransferase activity. Gene Ontology annotation, biological process: RNA processing.
AAUAUAUCUGUAUAAUCUUAAUGAUAUGAAUUGAUUCAUAUAUUUGUAGAGUGAUGUUUUGGUUAAAUAUAUCAAAGUCUUUUGUUACUUCUGUUUUUUACUUCAAGUUGAAAAAUACAACAGAACGGUUUUGUUUUAUUUUCUGUCUUGGUGUUUACAUAUUUCUUCUUGAGGUUUCAGGACAAAUGUUUCCAGGAAGAUUACGUCCUGAAAAUGUGCGAGUAACAGUUGAAAAUCAGUAUGAAUGCUUGAUGAAGAAGAUUAUGCCAUAUUUCAAUAAACCCUAUAAUACAGAAUUAGAAUUGAAGCAAAGUAGUGCUUGGAUGAUAUUGAAAACGUUAAAAGAAAGGUUGUUACUAUUGGGGACAGAAAUUCCUGAUUUUCCUGUUGAAAAGAUCAUACCAUCACCAGAAAUCAAUCAGUAUAGGAACAAGGAUGAUUUUAGUGUUUACUACGGAGUUGAUGGGAGCAACACAACAGUGGGCUAUCUGACUGGAACUCCCAGCUUACCUGGGUGUGUGGCUGUCAGACCUACCUAUCUCACCCACAUCAAGGACUCACAUAAGCGCCUGGCUUUGCUCUUUGAAGAUUAUAUAAAAAAGUCACCAUACAGAGUAUGUUAUCAUUUUCGAGGUGGAGGAUUCUGGAAGCGUUUAUCUGUGCGAUCGAAUGAAGCUGGAGACCUAAUGGCAAUAAUAAUAACACAUCCCUAUGCACUUACUAAAGAUGAAAUGAUUCAAGAAAGACUGAACUUAACUCAAUAUUUUAUUAGACAUGAACCAAACAUAGUGCUUUAUCAUCAAGAAUGUGCCAAAGUUGACUGCAGCAGUGAUAUUAGUUCCUACAUACAGCUGACAGGAAAGCGUUCAUGUCUUCUGGAGAAAAUGGGAAAUUUUACAUUUCAAAUAACGUCCCACUCAUUUUUUCAAGUUAACAAGAAAGCAGCUGAAAGAAUGGUUGAGUCGAUUUGGAAUUGGAUGAAUGUAACAAAUGGGGCCACCUUCAUUGACCUGUACAGUGGUGUUGGAUUGUACAGUAUUAUGGGGAGUCAUCUGGUGAAUAAUUCUGUUGGCAUUGAAAUGCUAGAGGGGGCAGUUAUUGAUGCUCGCAAAAAUGCUGAAUUAAAUAACAUUACGAAUUGUGAAUUCAUUGCAGGGCGAGUUGAAGAUAAUUUAUCACAUGUCUUGAAGAAAAAUUUUUCACAAACCAAUCAAGUAUUGGCAGUAUUGAACCCGGACGUGCUGGAGCAACUAAAAGAGUUAUAACUUUACUAAGGGAAGACAUAAGAAUCAAGAAACUGAUGUUUGUGGCAUGCAAGCCAGACAACCGUUUCACCAUGGGCAAUUUUAUCCAACUUUGCAGAAGAGGAGGCCAUUUGAGAGGAGCUCCAUUUCACAUAAAGAGUGUGAGGUUGUUCGAUUUAUUUCCUCGUACACUUCAUUAUGAAAUGGUUUUGGAGUUCAUCAGAUAAUAUAAAUUUGUGAUGUUUAGUUUCAUUUAUUGAAAGGAACAGAAUAAAAAUAUUUUUUGAUA